Stereum hirsutum FP-91666 SS1 is the source of this 774-nucleotide messenger RNA. RefSeq names its product Pre-mRNA-splicing factor 3. NCBI's taxonomy places the organism in Eukaryota, Fungi, Basidiomycota, Agaricomycetes, Russulales, Stereaceae. Gene Ontology annotation, biological process: mRNA splicing, via spliceosome. Gene Ontology annotation, cellular component: U4/U6 x U5 tri-snRNP complex. The coding region runs from base 1 to 774 and encodes 257 amino acids. The record is from RefSeq and is a predicted model, not a curated record. The transcript is spliced from 2 exons.
AUGCGCAAGAGGCGUCGUCAGGCUGAACUGCAAGACAAACGCGAUCGCAUCCGGAUGGGUCUCAUACCUCCGGACCCCCCGAAAGUUCGCCUGGCAAACUUAAUGAAAGUGCUCACCUCGGAUGCUGUGCAGGAUCCUACGCGGGUAGAGGCUCGUGUUCGACGCGAGGUUGCAAUGCGCAAACACGGUCACGAGAAAAUGAAUGCGGAGAGGAAGUUGACGGACGAUCAGAGGAGGGAGAAGGUGGAAACGAAGAAAGUAGAGGAAGAGAAGAAGGGUAUCUAUGGUGCUGUUUUCAAGGUGAAGACGCUCUCCGACCCCGCCCACCGUUUCAAGGUUCGCAAGAAUGCCGAGCAGAUGAACCUCACAGGCGUGGUAAUCUUCCACCCAACUUUCUCUAUGGUGUACGUUGAGGGAGCUGCCAAGUUCGUGCGCAACUACACGCGACUCCUGACGCAUCGUAUCGCAUGGACGGAGGCCGCUCGAGCUCGAGGUACUGAGGACGUUGUUCUGGACGGCGACAAUGUAGAAGCGUCCGCCGCAGGCCCCUCCGCUGUGGAAGACACGAAGAAGACGGAUGACCCGGAGGUGUCGUUGGUAGAUAACCGGUGUGACAUGGUAUGGGAGGGGCAGUUGAGGGACAGGGCGUUCACGAACUUUAGGCCGAAGACGUGUCCUACGGAUGCAUCGGCCAGGGAGGUUCUCGGGACGAAGCUGGCGGGAUAUUGGGACAUGGCGAAGAACUUUAAGCCAGAGGACGAGUUCUCGAUCUGA